AUGUUAACCACCCUUACUCUUUCCUUUUGCCUCAUUUUUGGUUUCAAUGUUGCAAUAGUUUCGACAAAUCCUUUGCAGUAUGAUUCUAUUUUCAACUUUGGUGACUCUCUCAGUGACACUGGGAAUUUCCUCCUUUCUGGUGCGUUGGCUUUUCCUGUGAUUGCAAAGCUCCCGUAUGGUGAAACCUUCUUUCGACACGCAACAGGCCGGUGCUCCGAUGGACGUCUUGUUGUUGACUUCAUCGCUGAGGCAUCUGGGUUGCCACAUUUGCCACCCUAUCUAGCACUUCGAAAAGAUCAGCUGCAUUCCUUUCAUGGAGUAAAUUUCGCUGUUGCUGGUGCUACUGCUCUUGAUGCUAAAUUCUUCUACGACCAACGUAUUGGACAAAUUUUGUGGACAAAUGAUUCGUUGAGUGUUCAGCUUGGAUGGUUCAAACAGUUGAAGUCCUCUCUUUGCACCACCAGACAAGAAUGUGAUAAUUACUUCAAAAAAUCGCUAUUUCUCGUGGGAGAGAUUGGAGGAAACGAUUAUAAUUAUGCCUCCUUUGUUGGUGGAAGCAUUAAACAACUCAGAGCUUCGGUGCCUCUUGUUAUUCAAGCAAUUACUAAGGCUACCAGUUUUUUGAUAGAGGAAGGAGCAGUAGAAUUGGUGGUGCCAGGGAAUUUGCCGAUUGGAUGCUCAGCAGUGUAUUUGACCUUGUAUGGAAGUCCUAACAAUACAGACUACGAUCGGAAUGGGUGUUUAAAAGCUUACAAUGCUUUCUCCAAGUAUCAUAACAAUCAACUCAAAAAAGCCCUGGAUAUGCUGAGACGAAAGUACCCACAAGCUAGGAUAAUUUAUGCUGACUACUAUGGUGCAGCCAUGCGUUUCGUUCACGCACCACAACAUCAUGGAUUUUCGAGUGGGACUCUCAAAGCUUGUUGUGGAGGGGGUGGACCAUAUAAUUUCAAUAACUCAGCAAGGUGCGGGCACAUCGGUUCAAAAGCAUGCAGCAAUCCGUCCAGCCACGCAAAUUGGGAUGGGAUUCACUUGACAGAAGCUGCUUAUAGGUAUAUUGCCAUGGGUUUGGUCAACGGCCCUUUUACUAUACCACCCCUCAGAACCUCUCUUAAAUCUUUAGCGUGA
Molecule: messenger RNA, 1125 nt
Organism: Dovyalis caffra
Lineage: Eukaryota; Viridiplantae; Streptophyta; Magnoliopsida; Malpighiales; Salicaceae
Source: the annotation of a GenBank genome assembly